AUGAAAAAAGAAGCUACUGCAGCUAUUUUAGCAGAAUAUCCAGCAUUAGAAAAAGGUAGACAAGACGUCUUGAAGCUGAAGACUUUUCAACCAGAUGUUUAUGAAGCAUGGUUAUUAUUAGAAGGUUUAAAAUUUACCUCCAUUUAUAUGAAUCCAAAUGUCCCAGGUUUAGUGUAUCCUAUUAACCAUUGUAAUAAGUUCUAUACAAAAAAUCACCAAACAAUUAUGGAUGAUAUGGUUGAGAUAAUGGAUGCACAGUUAAGCAUCACAACCAUGACAACUGUUGAUGGUACCAGCUUUAAACUUACCAAAGCGUGGUAUCCUAAUAUAACAAAGCCGUUAAUGGUUCAGUUGUCAUAUUCGGCAAAAUUUUUCAAAAGUGAUCUAGAAGCUUUGACUUCACAUCUCCAAGGGUUCAACUACCAGUUAAUUGGUUCCACUUUGAUUUUAAAGCAAGGUGGUUCAAAUUCCAAAUCAGAUGAUAAAUUCACACAUUGCUUACAAGCUGUUAUUGACUGGAAAGAAGCUAAUCUUAUUGGACCUCCAAAUAAGAGUAUCUUUGAAUCCAGGUUACAAUUAUUGAAUAGGGACAUCCUUAAGUGCACCGGUUGUGAUAAACUGGGGCACUAUAAGGUUAACUGUCCUGAAAUAUGUGCAACUUGUUCAAGAGCUGGUCACCAUCAAUCUAAUUGUAAUGCCUCAGUGGCCACAUUGGAAAGAAUCAAGAUGAUUCAAUCUCAAAAGUAUAAGAAAACAAAAGGGGGAAAAGUUCCAUUAACAUCAUCAUCUUCUGCAAAAGCCACUCAAUCAAAAGGAACAAAAGAUAAAAAAUCCAAUAUGGAAAAGGAUGGUUUUAGUCAAACUCCAAAGAAAAAAAGUUCAAGACCAACCUUAACACAAACAAAUGUUCCACAAACACCAAAACAGGUUAAUAAAUUUGCUAUGGCUUUUAAUCAACCAGAGAAUCAACAUGAAGUAGCAAGAGGUUCAAAUUCAGCACGAGUCUCAAGUGAAAAUGACAUUGAACAGCCAGCUUCAAAACCAUCAAACACUUUAAAAGAAAGUUUUAUCAACAAAUCUGGUCCAAAUCAUGAAGAUAAGGAAAAACAAAAGUCAAAUAGUAAUAAAACAGAAGAUGUAGCCAUGGAUUCUGCAAUUAAUGAGGAUUCAACCACCAAAGAAAAUGCAAUUCCUGCUAAUAUGGAAAACACCAUCACUGCUGAAGAAGCUCCACAAACAAAUGAAGGAACAAAAGAUGCUCAAGAUCUGAAUAAUUCAGAUAUAACACAAAAUAAUCAACUUGAUGAUCACAUAUUCAGUGAAUAUGCUCCAAGAUCUUUAAUUCAACAAGUUGAAGAAGGUCAUAUUGAAGAUCUAGAAGAAAGUAAUACUUUCUCUUUCAAAAAAUCCUUCACAAUUGUCUCUAAAUUAAAUGGUGGAAAACCUCCAGUACAAAUUCAAAGAGGCCGAUCUCCAGAAAGGAAUCCUGAGCUGAACAAAUCAGCUCCUGAAAUGUCACCUAAUACAAAAAGAAAAAGAAUUUGGGACGCUUUAGACAACGUCAAACCAGAGGAUGUCCAAAGAGCUAUGAAAAAUGCUCCACACUGGAUGAGACCAGAUCAACCAACUCAACAGGACAAGCCGAUAGACCCACUAGGAACAAAAGCUGGUGAAUCCCAAGGUGGUUUAUUAGGAUCUGAAGCUGACACAGAAGAAUCCGAUUCUGAAGCUGAGAAAGCAAACGACAGUGAUAUGCAAAUAGACGAUGAAGGAACUCAUCAAGAUCCAAUCCAACCUAAUUUACCAGCAAGAGAAGAAAUAGGUAACCCACUAGGAGACGAUUCCAAUCCCAAACCUGGUGAUACACCAUCUGAAUAA
Molecule: messenger RNA, 1878 nt
Organism: Hansenula ciferrii
Lineage: Eukaryota; Fungi; Ascomycota; Saccharomycetes; Phaffomycetales; Wickerhamomycetaceae
Exons: 1
Coding region: 1-1878 (625 amino acids)
Molecular function (GO): nucleic acid binding; zinc ion binding
Source: RefSeq, a predicted model, not a curated record